Messenger RNA from Chironomus riparius, 1901 nucleotides. The record is from the annotation of a GenBank genome assembly. NCBI's taxonomy places the organism in Eukaryota, Metazoa, Arthropoda, Insecta, Diptera, Chironomidae.
UCUACAUUAACUGCUUCUUCUCUAUAAAUACUUAAUAAAACAAUCAUCAGAUUUUCGUAGGGGCUAUGCCCCCCCCCCCCUUGGCUACGCCCCUGAUCUCAAAGUGUAGUCAUUUUAUUGGCAAUUUUCCAUUACAGGCUUGGUGUUAUUAUUGAAUAAAAUUUCUAGGAAGGCGUUUAUUUAAAUUGUGAUGCCUUUAUUAAAUAGAAUAUUCUUCUAGGAAAUCAUUUAAGCAUGAUAUAGCGUGAACAUCUGGAACAUCUUCCAGGAAUCACCUGGAAGCUAAGAUCUUAUAAAAUUCAUCAGAAAUGAGACUGUUAAGCCCCAAAAAUUUACUUUUGAAAUUCUCAAUCUCAGAACUCAAUCUCUCUUACUCAAAAACGUUUCUUCAUGAAAAUCGUUUAAAAUUUCGGAUUCAUCCAAAAAUGGCUCAAAUAGAAAAUCUUCCACUGAUUGUUCUAGAAAAUAUAUUUUGUUAUGUCCCAAACAGGUUAGAGCUUCGGCUUGUUUGCAGUACAUUCAGCAACAUAAUAGAUAACUCUGGACCACUGCUGCAAAAGUACAUCCUAAAUGUAUCAAAAAUUUCAUAUAAACAAUCAACUUUUCAGCUACGCAUACGUAAGUUGAUGUUUGAGCGUUUAGGUCAGCAAGAGUUUAAUUGGAUCCAGAAUUAUGAACCCAAAGGCAACAUUAUUUGGAUGAAAUUCGAUGUUGGAAAUAAGGAGCUCGAAAAGUCAGCUGAAUUUUUGCAAUAUAUUUUAUCAAACUUCAAGUCUGUGAGAGAAUUCUUUAUCAGGAUUUAUGAUGCUGACAAUUCAAAUUUCAAUCCCAUCCAUCAUUUGAAGAAGAUGAUUUCUAAUUGGCUCCCAAGUCCUUACAAGAAGCCCUGCAAGAAGCUUUAUCCCGUGGAAUCAUCAAAAUUGAAGUCAAUUACUCUUUGUGGCAUGCAUUCAAUUAAUGAUAUUAUGAACAUGUUCUCAGACAUCCCGACCAUCAAGAUUCUAGAAAUAUGCAACCACACACCGCCAUUACGAUUUCCUGGUCAAGUUGCUUGGAAUCUUGAGAAAUUGCAAUUUAAUUAUUUCCAAGACAAUGAAAUUGAAUGUCAACGAAUUUUAGAAUCUCAAAAGCCGAGCCUUAAGAUGAUUGAACUGUUCUCUGAGUCAAUUUGUAACUAUGUCAUGACUAAUCAUCCUGCUAUUGAGAAUCUUUCACUUUAUUGUGGUGUUGAAGAUGUUGAUCAUUUAGAUCCAAAUGGAAACUUGAAAAGCUUAAAAUUAUAUAACAGCGAAGCAAACAAUCGAUGGCUGGAACAUCUGUUAAGGCAUUACAGAUUCAUUAAGUAUCUCAGACUUGAUAAUGAUUCAGAUUUUGAGCUUAAACCUUUCACUAAUAUCUAUUUUGAGAAUCUCACACAUCUAAGUUUGGAUGGAUUGAUUUGUAACUUCUUAAUGUCCGCAAAGAUGCCAAACUUAAAGAAUUUAGAAAUUUCUUGUGCUAGAGCUAGCAAUACAAUUGACUUUUCCAUGAUUCCAUAUCAAAAUUUAGAAAACAUUGAAAAGUUAAGCUUGAAAGAACUUGGUAUGGAUCAGAGACUUGCGAUUACUAUGAAAUGCACAAAAUUACAGCACUUAAAUGUUGGAAGCUUCUUUAAUGUUGAAACUGUAAAUCCAGCAAAAAUUAUUAAUCAAGUCGUUUCUAAAGCACCACAAUUAAAAGUUUUUGGAAUCUUAGAAAGGAUUUUGAAGAAUCAUGAUUUAAAAUAUGAAGAGCUUCUGUCACAAAUGAAAAAUCGGAGACUUAUAGUAAAGGUUUAUAGUCGAUUCGGUGAAAUGGCUAAUGAGAACUGGGAACCUAAUUAUUCAUCAACCAUGGAUAUUGAUUAUUACGAAGAAAACUGA